Exophiala spinifera is the source of this 2058-nucleotide messenger RNA. RefSeq lists its product as uncharacterized. The record is from RefSeq and is a predicted model, not a curated record. Bases 1 to 2058 code for a protein of 685 amino acids. NCBI's taxonomy places the organism in Eukaryota, Fungi, Ascomycota, Eurotiomycetes, Chaetothyriales, Herpotrichiellaceae. Gene Ontology annotation, biological process: Golgi to plasma membrane transport; exocytosis; intracellular protein localization. Gene Ontology annotation, cellular component: exocyst. The transcript has a single exon.
AUGGAUACACGGGGACUGACGCUGCGAAAGAAGCGUAAAGACCGUCCUACAAUAAGUGCUCCUCAAAAUGCGUCUGGUCCAGGCAUCACUCGCCCGGCGGCGCCAUCAGCAGCAGCAUCGCAGCAGAAGCCUAAAGGGGGUGCCAGUCUCGCUCCCCCACGCGACCGUAAUGCUCCUACCGAAACCUCUGAUCUGGUCAAAAGGCGUUAUUCGACGCGAUAUAACCAACUGCCCGACUUCAGCAAUAUCGGAGCCCCCCCUGUUCCCACGCUUCCCGGUGCCCUGAAGCGACGCUCUGGAGCCGCAUCUCCGCGACGCCCUGGCACGGCAUCGUCUUCACGGCCCCUCCUUGUCGACAAUGACAUUCUGAGUGAUCCGAAUCUCCAAGCCGAACGUUAUGUCACGGAUCUCCUGUCUAAUGCCUCCGAAGCCGACAUUCAAGAAUACCAGACAAAUUUGCAGCGUCUCAAGAACAGGAAUUCCGCAGACCUUCAGCAAAGUGUAUACCAGAAUAGGACAUCGUUCAUAAAAAUAAGCAAAGAGGCUGAAAAGCUGAAGGCGGAAAUGGCCAUUUUGAAGAGUCUCAUGUCGGAACUCACAAGUACAAUUGGCCAUAGCAGCUCAGGAAAUACCAACAAUGCACUUUCCCCUGAUCUCAGCCACUCGAAUUCGCAGUCAAGGAAGCAAGCAAACAGGAGUUCCGUUGCCAAUCUUGAACAGAUGUGGACCAUUCAACUGCAAGCACUGUGGAAGAACGUGGAGAAAUCUCAGAAAUUUUUACCCGCUGCACCCGGUCGUCAUAUUGUGGCAGAGACAGGGAGCUGGAUCGAGCUUGAUAGUGCGACUUGGAAGCCUAAGCGUCCUGUUCACAUCGUCCUGCUCAAUGAUCAUCUCCUUGUCGCGUCUAAGAAGCGUAAACGUGUCGAUCCCAAUGUUCCUCAACAAGGCCCUGCACCCACUAAGCUUGUGGCUGAGGAGUGCUGGCCUCUCCAAGAUAUUGAAAUCAUUGACAUGGCAGCCAACGGAGCUGCCUCUCAAGCCGAAGAAAAAGCCAUCGCGUCGGCUUUGACCAUCAGGUCCUCCGGUCGGUCGCUUACGUAUAGGCACGAGAAGCGGGACGAGAAGGCGAAAACUGGCUUACUGAUGGCUUUGAGGAAAGCUAGCGAAGAUGUCCGCAAGGCUACAAAAAGUGAAGAGGAACAACCUACUCAAAGCGAGAGCUUAAAUUACUUUGCUGCUCGAGAUCCAGCUUCUGCAACGAACACUGGUAUUCUCGAUAGUAUAAACUCGUCUAAAGACAAGCCUGAUAUUCUCAUCGAAGUCGAUGGGAAACAGCAGAACUUUCGCUGGGUCGAAGGACAAAUCGAUGAUCUCGACAUCGACAUCUCUUUACAGCGGUUUGACGAAGCCGUGGACAAGGUGGAGAAACUACGGAAGAUCGCCAAAGGUCUCAAAAGUAACUCGAUUGCACAGGAGCUGAUCUGUGUCAAAGUUGAUGAGCGUGCCGCGAAGCUUGCAAGAAUCUUAUACCGAGAACUGAUCGAGACACCAUCUUUCAUGGAAGCUACAAAACGCACUACGUCCUUUCUUAUCCGCCUGGGCUUCGAGGACCGAGCACGGGAGAUCUAUCUCAACGCCCGCAGCGAGACAUUGACCAAGCGAGCCAGACAAUGCGUCUUCGACGGCGACCUUCAUCGAUACGUCUUCUCCAUCUCGUACGUCUACUUCACCAUUGUGAAGAACACGGUGCUUAUCUACCAAGCCUCAUUUGCCCCCACAACAAUCAGUGCAUGUAUAAAGUGGGCAAACGGUCAUCUCGAGACGUUCAACACGCUGCUCGUGCGACAACUUAGUGCCAUAGAACGCCAGGGUCAGUUGUGGAGAGAAUGCAUGGAUGUCGUCUGGAGCCACGAAAAGGAAAUGUUGGGCGACUUUGGGUUGAAUUUCAGGGAAGUCAUCGGGCGUGGGCUGGAACUUGAUAUGUCACCAGCGAAGAUGGGGUCCGGGACCGACGGUGUGCGAGAUCAAAGUCGCUCGAAAUCGCGUGGAAGGGGUUGA